Messenger RNA from Klebsormidium nitens, 531 nucleotides. NCBI's taxonomy places the organism in Eukaryota, Viridiplantae, Streptophyta, Klebsormidiophyceae, Klebsormidiales, Klebsormidiaceae. The record is from the annotation of a GenBank genome assembly.
AUGAGAAGUCCCUCAGCGGCGGCAGCCAUUCCCAGGCGUGUCCAAGUGGCAGCAGGAGGGAGCUUCGGGCCAGGGGAGCUCCAAGGGAGGCGCUGUGCGCCCUUGGUUUCUGCGAUGGAGCGCUCUGAGCCUUCCUUUCUGGGAACGGUGCGAAUUCAAACUUGCGCCCUGCUCGUCCUCAUCCGACGGCUGCCUUCCUCGACGAGGACCUGCCGUCGAAGAGAGGAGGCCAAGGGGAGCCAACGGUUUUCGCCCGCUCAGCCGGGGAGCAAACGGAGGCCGUGGAUGACCCGGAUCGACGGCUGGCACCGCCUGCUGUGCGAGACCUCCGAGGUCAACAUCGGGACGCCCUCCGCUGCUGGGCGUGGGGCAUCGACGGAGGACGGAGGUUGCGGAGCCCACAGCGACACGGCCCGGCACCUUCCUCCGGGGACGCAACGUCCGGACGCCAUACAGCAGCUUCUCAAGUACGAGCCCGGGAAGUGGAACACGUUUAGCGAUACAUAUCCUCCCACGUCAGCUAACCUGUAA